Caenorhabditis angaria is the source of this 6301-nucleotide messenger RNA. The record is from the annotation of a GenBank genome assembly. NCBI's taxonomy places the organism in Eukaryota, Metazoa, Nematoda, Chromadorea, Rhabditida, Rhabditidae.
AUGACCGAAAUUUCGAAACAAUCGUGGUUUCACGGUUUGCUGCCGCGCGAGGAUGUGAAAGCCAUGUUGAAAGUGAAUGGCGAUUUUUUGAUUCGGACCUCUGAGCCUGUGGCUGGCAGGGCUAGACAUUUGAUUUUGUCGUUGAUGCAAAAUUCGACUGAUCAAGAGACGGGGGUGAGUAGAAGUCUUUGGACGAAAGAAGUUCAUAAGGUUCUACCGGUUCAAAAUGGAAUAAGUGUUUCAUAUAAGUAACACAACAUAUUAUCCAGAAUCUUAUCGGUACCACGCGCUCCACCGAAAUAAACACGCAACGCAGACCGCGCCGCGCCACAACACACACAAAAAAAGGGAGGGAAUUUGAAUCGUUCCCCUAUUUGUGUGUGUUGUGGCGCGACGCGGUCUGCGUUGCGUGUUUAUUUCGGCGGAGCGCGUGGUACUGAUGAGAUUUUCGAUAAUAUGAUAAGAUAUGGGCGGAGCUCAGGAUGACCUUGAUAAGGUUUUCCGUAGGAGACAGGUCCCGGGAUGAACUUCUGAUGAAAAUAUAUUGAAAUAUACAAAAUCGAACACGAUCCCAUAGUCAAAAAUUGUCAGAAACCCUUGUGAGCACAAUUUGAAGCUCCAAAUUGUGCUCACAUGGGUUUCUAACAAUUUUUGACUAUCUUGUCAGUUAAAUUCUACUUAUCUCAACUCUUAACAUGAGUUAUGACGUGGCAAACGUUCUAAAAUCGUUUUAUAGGAUUUUGUGAGCUUUGCCACGUCAUAACUCAUCUUCAGAGUUGAGAUAAGCAUAAUUUCUUUUCUGCAGUGUGAUUCUAGAAGUUUUCAACUAGUUCUUCGUGAUCCUGAAGUCAAUUUCUGUUUAUUUCAAGUCUAAACAUGAGUUAUGCCGUGGCAAGGGUUCUAAGAUACGAUUUUGUGAGCUUUGUCACGUCAAAACCUAUCGUCAGAGUUGAGCUGGGGUCUGAUUCUCGAAGUUUCCAGCCUGCUGUUCAUGGUCCCGCCGUCAAAUUCAUCUUAUCUCAAGUCUGAACAUAAGAUAUGACGUGGCAAGGGUUAUAGGAUCGUAAUUAACGAUUUUGUGAGCUUUGCCACGUCAUAACUCAUCUUUAGAGUUGAGAUAAGUUGAAUUUGACGGUGGGACCAUGAUCAGCAGGCUGGAAACUCCAAGAAUCAGAUCCCAGCUCAACUCUGACGAUAGGUUUUGACGUGGCAAAGCUCACAAAAUCGUAUCUUAGAACCCUUGCCACGGCAUAACUCAUGUUUAGAUUUGAAAUAAACAGAAAUUGACUUCAGGAUCACGAAGAACUAGUUGGAAACUUCUAGAAUCACACUGCAGAAGAGAAAUUAUGCUUAUCUCAACUCUGAAGAUGAGUUAUGACGUGGCAAAGCUCACAAAAUCGUGAAAAACGAUUCUAGAACGUUUGCCACGUCAUAACUCAUGUUCAGAGAGGUUGACAACUUCUAGAAACCAGAUUUUUUUUUGAAGAAAACCUUUCAAAAUCAAUCAAUAAUGUUUUUCAGACGCGUCACUAUGUAAUUUGCGAAGAUGGCGCCAAAUUUUCGGUAAACGAGAACAAAAUCUUCACAACAAUCCACGAACUCAUUGAUUUCUACAAAAAAUCGCCAAUAAGCAUCAAAGAAGAGUCAAGUAUUCUAGUCAACCCAAUAGAACGGCAAUUCUGGGAACUCGCUCACGAAAAUAUCAAACUCACAAAAACGUUGGGCGAAGGAGCGUUUGGUGAGGUGAAAAAAGGCACACUGGUGACUAAAAAUGGGCAAAUUGUGGAAGUCGCUGUGAAAGUGGCGAAAUUGGAGAAGUGCACAAAAGAGCAGAUCAAAGAAAUCAUGGCCGAGGCGAGACUUAUGCGCAAUUUCGAUCAUAAAAAUGUGGUGAAAUGCUAUGGAACUGCUGCGGGACAAGAACCGCUGAUGGUUGUGAUGGAAUUGGUGUGUGGCGGUGGACUGGAUUCGUAUUUGACGAAAAAUAGUGUGAAAAUUGCGGAGAAAUUGGAUAUUAUGUAUCAGGUUUAGGUUUUUUGGCCGAGUUUGGGAUCCCGUUGUCAAUAAUGCAAAGCUACUUAUGACGUGGCUUCUGAAAUUUUGAUAAAACAUAUCGAAAUAUACAAAAUCGUCCAUGCUGAUCACGAUUCCGAAGUCAAAAAUUGCCACAAAUGCCUGUAAGCACUUUUCUGGAGCUCCAAAGUUACAUAGAAUUCAGUUUUGGUUUUCACCGUAUAACUUUGGAGCUCCAGAAAAGUGCUCACAUGCAUUUGUGGCAAUUUUUGACUUCGGAAUCGUGAACAGCAUGCUCUAUUUGGUAUGUUUCGAUAUGUUUCAUCGAAAUUUGCUUCCCUUGUGAGAUUGAAAAUUGUAGCGCGUGCGGUUGCGACGCGGCUUGAUUGUCUAGUCUGACAGUUGACAGACCAGAAGAUUUGAGAUUUCAGGUUGGAAAUUUUUAAAGACAGCUAGAAAUCGUUCAGAAAAUUUUUUUUGCAUGUUUUAUAGCAUUCUUCAAAGUAAAAAAAAACGUAAAAAGAUAUAUAUGAAUAAAUAAAAAAUUCGGGAAAACAUGUAACAGAAUGAGCCAAAAAAUGACAGCAAUAAAUAUAAACAGGUUCAAAAAGAAAAAGGCGGGAAGAAAAGGAGUAAAGAGUACUUGCGCGCCAACUAACAAAGUGCAAAAUGGCAGUGAAUGGUGUGUUAGAACUAAGACAAAAGGUUGUGUAAUAAGACAUUUUGUUAAGGAAUGGAAGAUGAAUAGACGUUGAUUUUUAAAAGGUUUCUCAAAAGAGUGCGAUAAUUGGGAGCUUAUGAGCGCCAAUUAAAAAAAUUUGAAAAUAAUUGCGUUUUGGUGGUGGAAUUUUGAGUUUGAAAGUUUGAAAUUCACUAACCUGACUCUAAUUUGAGCUGGAAUUUCGAAAUAGGACUACGCUUAUAUUGUCGAAGUUAAAAAAUGUGGCAGCCGUAAAAAAUAAAAAAAACCAGUGCAGAGCUGAAUGAAUGACAAACUCAUAUAACUUCGUCAGUCGCGAGCGGUUGUGCGUUGCGGUCGAAAAACAAUCAAUAAUCCAUUGUUUUCCUUUGUUUCCCGACCGCGACGCACAGCCGCACGCGACUGACGAAAUAAUUACUUUGUCAUUCAUUCAGCUCUGCACAGGUUUUUAUUUUUUACGGCUGCCACAUUUUUCAACUUCGACAAUCGUGUUCACGGGAAGAUGCACAAGAGGAUUAGGAUUAGAGUUCAAACUAUACAUUUAGACUAGACUAAACAAUAGUUAGACUAGACUAUAGUUUGUAUCGAUUGCGCGCGCUACGAUUUUCGAUAAAAUUCUAGGAUUUCUUCAACUUUCCAAAGUUUCUAUGAGCACUUUAAAAAUGUUCAAAUAUUGAAGAAUUAAACUCAAAUUGCACUUACUUCACAAAAAAUUGAAGAAAAAAUGAAAGUGGCCGAACUAUUUUGGUGGCCGAGAAAUGUCGGGAAUUCGGCCAAUGCAACAAACUCGCUCUAAUGUUGCAAACAUUCUCAUUGUUGAAGCGCGUGGCCGAAUUCCCGACAUUUCUCGGCCAUCAAAAUAGUUUGGCCACUUUCAUUUUUCUUCAAUUUUUUGUGAAGUAAGUGUAAUUUGAGUUUAGUUAAUCCAUAUUUUAACAUUUUUUUCUCACCAACCUAAAAUUAAUUCCAGGUUGCACAAGGUGUUGAAUAUAUCCAUCGACAAGAAGUGAUUCAUCGCGACAUUGCUGCCCGAAACUGUUUAUACGGUAAUGGAAUCGUCAAAGUUUCCGACUUUGGUCUCUCACGCAGAGGAACCACUUAUCAAAUGAACCCCAAAAACAAGGUUCCAAUUCGCUGGUUGGCUCCCGAAACUCUACAAACAUUUUUCUAUUCGGGACCAUCGGAUGUUUUUGCAUUCGGCAUUUUGUGUUGGGAGGUUUUGGAGAAUGGAAAACAACCGUAUCCCGAGAUGACGGUGGCUGAUGUUCAUCAGAAGGUUAUGAAGGAGAAUUAUCGGAUGGGGAUACCGAUUGAUGCGCCGCAUGAGUUGUCCGAACUUAUUGUGAGUUCUAGACGCCUAGAAUCUAGAGGGGGAGCUGACGCAUUUGAUGUAGGCUACAAAAAUUGCGUCAACUUUAAAUUCUCACUGACACGUUUUUGGUGCGUUCUCAACCUACAAAAAAUGCGUCAGCAGUUGUAGCGCUGACGUAUUUUCUGUAGACUAUCUGAAACGAUUUUUUGAGCUACAAAAAACACGCCAACACUGGAAAGGUGUCAGUUUUGAGCAAAAAUCGAUGCUGACACGAUUUUGGUGCUGUCGCAUUUGAUGUAGCCUUCGAAAAGCACGUCAUCACCAUAAAUAUGCUUACUGGAAAUGCGUCAGCAGUUGUAGGACUGACGUAUUUUCUGUAGACUAUCUGAAACGAUUUCUUGAGGCACAAAAAACGCGCCAGCACUGAAAAGUUGUCAGCUUUGAGCAAGAAUCGACCCUGACACGAUUUUGGUGCUGAUUCAUUUUUUGAAGCCUGAAAAAUAUCAAUUUUUUCCAAAAUUAGAGCUACAGAAAAUGCGUCAGCACUGAAAUAUGUCAAUUUUUGAUCAAACUCAUGACUGACACAUUUUUGGUGUUGACGCAUUUUUUGUAGAUCCUCAUAAACUCAUCAAGGAGGUUUCUACACUGACGCAAUUCUUGUAGCCUACAAAAUAUGCGUCAGCACCAAAUUCAUAUGAUUUUUGGUGUUGACGCAUUUCUGAUGGAUCUACAGAAAAUACGCCAACACCAAAAAUGUGUCAAGAAAGUUCUACUGGCGCAUUUUCUUUAGCUGCAAAGUUUUCAGCUUCUGGAAAUGUGUCAAUCUGAAAUCAUAGUCUUCACUGACACAUUUCUGGUGCUGACGCAUUUUUUGUAGCCUACAAAAUGUGUGUCAGCAUCCCACUCUCUCAUUUUUUUUUCCAGAAAAAAUGUUGGCUGUCCCAACCGUCUGAUCGUCCGCGCGCUGAAUCUCUCGUCAAAACGCUCUCCCGCCUCGUUCCGCCCGAAAAACGCGAAAAGACUGUGCUCCAACAACUCGAAGAGAAAUCGUGUCCAGAUGACGAGGAAGCGGAAGAGGCGAAUACGCAACGAGCUUCCGCACUCGUCGCACCUUCCGCGCGCAAACCCACCGCAGUGUCGAAAACGGACGGCCUUCCGCGAGCAACGACACCCACAAAAUCUGGCUCGCAAGCUUCUGUUCCGCAACCUUCCGCGUCGGAAGCCACGUCGGCGUUUGGCGGAAAGAAUAAGAAGCGACGGAAUCGGUUCCUCGAUCGCGGAAAUCCGCUUCUUAACGCAACGCGAAGCCUUUCCGGAACCAAAGUGAAUAAUAAUACGGAAUCGCAAGACACAAGAACUCAGGAAUCGGGACAGCAAAAAAUUGCCAGUGAACAUAUUCAACCCGGAUUUAUGAGAUCGCGACCGUCUUGUCAUUUGAUGUUGAAAGCGGAACGGAAAUCGAGAAGUCGAGCCAAUUUGAGCAGUUCCAAUGAUAAUAAAGAGGCGAAAAGUGGAAUUUUUGGCAAGGUGAGCGGGUUUUUGGGGCGGGAAUUUGAUCGAAAUUCUGAAAAUUUGAUGAAAAAUGAGCCAAAAUUUGAAAUUUUUGAUGAAAAACUACUUUUUUUCAAUAGAGCGCACUUGAUUUUUCCUCGAUUAUCCUUCAGAAAAUCCAUGUUUUUUUUGACUAUUUUUCGCUGUUUUCCUAAAUUUCUCAAAAGCUUUUUCUGAAAAAUCAGGGAAAAUUUGAAUUUUAUAUUUUCGCGCCCUAAAAAUUGUUUUUCAGUAGAGCGCACUUGCUUUUUGAGAAGAAAAAUGUUCAAAAAAUCGCCUAGAUUUGGUGAUUUUCAAUAGAGAGCACUUGCUUUUUCCGAAGAAAAAUCGAGAAAAAUUUGAAUUUCCAUGCUAAAAUCGUGAUUUUCAAUAGAGCGCAUUAGCUUUUUCAAGAAUUUUUUUUUCUGAAAUCUUAGGUAUAAUUUGAAUUUUACAAUUUCGCGCCCUAAAUAUUGUGUUUCUCAAAAGAGCGCACAUGCAAUUUCAACUAGAAAAUUUUGAAUUUCUUGUUUUGGAGCCAGAUUUCUAUGAUUCUCAAUAGAGCGCACUUGCUUUUUAAGGAUAUUUUUAAAAAAUUUGAAUUCUCAAUAGUGCGCACUUGCUUUUUCCCCACCAACAUUUCGAAUUUUAAUUAGAAAAAUUCAAAUUUUCCAAUUUCGCGCCUAAAAACCCAUUGUUUUUUUCAGAAAAAGAAGAGACCGUCUUCGAAUUUGAAAUGGCAAUAA